AUGUCUCUUGAAGAGAUGAUAGAAUUACUAGCUGCUAAUGUAUCUCGAAUUCAGCAGGAGACACAAAGGAUGGGUGAAGAGAUGAAAGAAGCAAGGCGUGAAUGGGCAUUUGAAACGAGCAAAUUGAUUUCUCCAGUGUGGGGGUACUAUCGUGGUGUUCUUCGUGGGAAAUUGGUGGCCAUUAAAAGGAUGAGCAAAGAUGUCAGGCGGGAAGUCAAAAUUCUUCAAAAGAUAAACCACUUCAACUUGAUUAGCCUCUAUGGUGUGUGCGAGCGUAAUGGUGUUUACCACCUUGCUUAUGAGUUCAUGGAAAAUGGAUCCGUGAAGCAAUGGCUCAAGGAAAAGGGUUUCCCUGAGAUUCAAAGUUGGAAUACUAGAAUUCGUAUUGCUCUAGAUAUUGCUAACGGGCUCGACUAUCUUCACAAUUUCACUGCUCCAGCAUAUGUGCACAAGGACAUAAAUAGUGGCAAUAUUUUACUUAAUGGUGAUCUGAGGGCCAAAAUUGCAAAUUUUAGCUUUGCUAAGUCAUCUGAAGGAGGUGAAUUUAGCAAUUCAUCGUCUACCACAUUUUUUCCGGGAAAAAAAGGUUAUAUGGCACCGGAAUACUUGGAAGAUCAAAAGGUAGGUCCUAAAAUAGAUGUUUAUGCCUUCGGGGUUGUUCUUCUCGAGUUGAUCACUGGAAGAGAUGCCAUAUUUGUAGAAGGUGGCCAAGAUGUUCUGCUUUCUGAAGCAGUAAUCUCAGUCAUGGCUGCCACAGAUGCAGAAUAUGCUAUUGGAGACCUUAUAGAUUCUUGCCUGCAAGUAAAGCAUCCUAUUGGUUACAUCAUUGAUCAUUCAGAACUUGCUCUUCGCCUGAUAAAAUUAAGUGUAGCAUGCUUGGCUAGAGAGCCGUCAGAAAGACUAACCAUGGCUGAAGUAAUUUCUAGAUUAAUGAAAAUUCAGUUAGAUGUCCAAAAAACAGAAUACUCCUUUUCUAUAGUAUAG
Molecule: messenger RNA, 984 nt
Organism: Coffea arabica (coffee)
Lineage: Eukaryota; Viridiplantae; Streptophyta; Magnoliopsida; Gentianales; Rubiaceae
Product: lysM domain receptor-like kinase 10
Biological process (GO): protein phosphorylation
Molecular function (GO): ATP binding; protein kinase activity
Source: RefSeq, a predicted model, not a curated record